Messenger RNA from Prorocentrum cordatum, 589 nucleotides. NCBI's taxonomy places the organism in Eukaryota, Dinophyceae, Prorocentrales, Prorocentraceae. The record is from the annotation of a GenBank genome assembly.
AUGUUGCAGUGGGCCGAGACGAAGUACAAGGGCAGAGUUUGUGGUUAUUACGGUUUCAGCCCGAAGAUAGAGCGCCAGAUGAUUGCCGGCAGCGAUUUCUUGCUGAUGCCCUCGCGGUACGAGCCGUGUGGUAUCCCGCAGAUGUGCGCCUUAACUUAUGGAACCAUCCCGAUCGUCCACAAAACGGGCGGCUUGAAUGAUUCUGUCAAGAGCUUUUACGACGAUGAGGCCAGCGCAACAGGGUUCCAUGUAUAUCCGUUGGACGAAAAUGGCAUGAAGAAAGUGAUGUUCGACGCGCUCGUCUUGUUCUACCGGCGUCCAGAGGCCGGCGGAUACCGCGGCGAAGAGCCAGUGGAGGUGGUCACGACGAUCCCCGACGUGGUCCGAUUGUCGCGGUCGCAACGAGGCGGUCCGUCCUGAACUGGGACGGAGCUGCGCGAGUCGGCGCCAGAGUGUGGCGCGGGGCCGAGGGCGGUGCGCAGCCUGGGUCCACAGCAGCCUGGCCAUCGUAGUGGCCGAUGCGUGCAUUGCGGCCGCGUCGGCGGCGUGAGCACCAUGGCGUGCGCUGCGCUGCGGUGCGCGAAAUGAC